GCGGGUGUAGCGCGGAACGAACGUCGCACCCGCGUUUCCGUCGUUACGGGAAUCCGCGUCGCGACAUCCGGCCAGGGGCACGCCGAUCGAUCUUCCGGAACGAGUCGUCGCGUGCUCGGGGAAUCGCCGGAAGGACCGUCCUGUUUCGUCCUGUUUCCGUCGCGUCGCGUCGCAUCGCGUCACGUCGCGUCACGUCACGUCACGUCGCGUCGCGUGUUGUCGCAACUUUGGUGCUAUGCACGCCCCCGAUGCGUGCCGGUCCGCUUUCAUUUCGCUGGCGCGUGUCCCUCGUAUUAUUGUCGCGGUGUCUAUUAACGUUCAGAGAGCGCGGGGACCGCUGCGGAUUCGUCCCGCACACAGGACCACGGCGGCGCGAACGGGUCAUAGGUCGCAGCGUCGAGGACGAUUCUGAGUAUGCGGGCGAUCCGCGACUCCGACGAUACACGGCGCACUCGUGUGUGGACGUAUCAUGGGUAACCUCACAUUUGAACUGUCUCUCCUGUUGCCAGCUACCAAACGCAUUGUUAACACACCAUCGUAGUUGCUCCGCGAUGUACACACUUACAGUGCCUUCGCGAAUCGGCGGCGAAUCGAAUGUUGUUUAUUUUGAAUCUCGCUCGAGUGCCGGUCGAAACGCUGCGACUCUCCAAAUGUUUUUUGCCGCGUCGUUUUUUUCCGCGACAUCCGCGGUGUGGUUACCUGUCUAUAGAUAUGAAAGAAAAUUGAAUACGUAUUACAGCAAGAUAGUCUUUUUGCGAUUGGCCCCUUUUAAAAAUAUGGUAUUAAGUUUUCGAGUGUCUGAGCUUCAGAUGCUUCUUGGUUUCGCCGGUAGAAAUAAGUCCGGCAGAAAGAACGAGUUGCAAGCGCGUGCAUUGGAAUUAUUGCGCUUAAGAUCGCAUCCAGCUAUCCGGCUGAAAAUACGUGAAUUGUACAAGUCGAUACAAGCUGAUCAAAUGGCAGCACAUCAAAUGUAUGGCCAAACUGGAAGUUCCUCCGAGCCACAAAUUGACCAAACCAUGCAUAAUAGAAAUUAUUAUUCAACAAGACAAGCGAUCAGUCAACAGCAGCAACAGCAAGCAUCUGUUUCUGCUGGAAAGGAAUUGACUCCGGCACAUCAAGCAUCUUUACCUCAGGCACCUAGGACCAAUCCAGUAUAUCAAUCAACUGGUUAUUCUAGUGUAGCGCCACAGCGUACCCCAAAUACAGCAUAUAAUCCAUAUCAGUAUCCAACCAAAGUUUUACCUGGACCAUUACAAAUACAACCUACAAGUCAAUAUCCAGUUCAUCCAGAUGUUAGGCUAAAGAAACUUCCGUUUUUUGAUUUAUUAGGUGAAUUAUUGAAACCCUCUAGUUUAAUGCCACAGGGAUCGAUGAGAAUGCAAGAAAACACAUUCUUAUUUCAUUUGACACCACAACAGGCGACAGAUAUUGCCAGUUCACGUGACUGUCGAGCUGGCAGUAAAAUGGAUUACGUUGUACAGGUACAAAUGCGAUUUUGUUUGCAAGAAACGUCGUGCGAACAAGAAGAUUAUUUCCCUCCAAACAUAGCAGUGAAAGUUAACGGAAAAUUGUGUCCCUUACCAAAUCCUAUACCAACCAAUAAACCAAGUGUAGAACCAAAGAGACCUCCACGGCCUAUUAAUAUCAGUCCUUUGGUAAAAUUGUCGCCUACUGUUGGUAAUGAAAUUCGUGUCACAUGGUCGGCUGAUUAUGGUAGGCGAUAUGCAAUCGCAGUAUACCUCGUUAGAAAGUUAUCAAGUGCAGAAUUACUCAGUAGAUUAAAAAACAGAGGUGUUAAACACUCCGACUACACUAGAGGAUUAAUUAAGGAGAAAUUAAACGAAGAUGCGGAUAGUGAAAUAGCUACUACGUCACUAAGAGUAUCAUUAGCCUGUCCUUUAGGAAAGAUGAGGAUGUGUACCCCGUGUCGUGCAUCGACAUGCUCUCAUUUGCAGUGUUUUGAUGCUUCUUUAUUUCUUCAAAUGAAUGAGCGAAAACCCACUUGGAACUGUCCAGUUUGUGAUAAGCCAGCACUCUACGAUAAUCUUGUAAUCGAUGGAUAUUUCCAAGAAGUUCUUAAUUCAAAUAAAUUAUUGCCAGAUGUAAACGAGAUUCAGUUAUUACAAGAUGGUUCAUGGGAAAAUUUAGUAUUGAAAAAAGAAAAGGAUAAAGAUAAGGAAAGAAAUGAAACAAAGACUGCGGCUGAUUCACGAGAUAAUAAAAUUGAUGUAGACACAGUGGAUUUGGAUGAAAGCAAUUCUACUCCGGCACCAAAAGAGAAGAAACGUGCUGUCGUUAUCGAUUUAAUAUCGGAUAGUGAAGAUGAUGACGAUGAUAACACGCCGACUCAAAGUACAAAGAAACCAGCUAGUGGCAUUUCAUCGCCAAAAAAAUCACAGACCAGCUCUAUUAGUAGUACAAGCGAAUCACCAGAAUUGAUGAUAAUCGAUUUAGAAUAAAGAAUUAUUUGAUAUUAAACAUAUUAUGAAACUUUUGUAGAAUUCAUUAUUUCCUUUGUAAGAUAUUCUCGAUUAUCUUUUUUCUUGUUCUAAAUUUCAAUCAAGAUCGUAAAUUUAUUCAAAAUUUGGUAUCUUGUACAAGAUCGAUUUAUAUUUAUUGUUUAAUUACUUCUUUGAAGGAGUUAGAAUAAACAUAGAUUUUCAUUUAUUGUAACUUUAAUAACAUUGCAUUCCCAUAUAUAAAUACAAUUCUUUACAUAUUCUGUUCGAUCUCACUUGACAAACUAAAUGUAGUGCUAAAGUCUGAUCAGAUUGCGAUAAGCGAGUAAUUUAAUAGAAUUUUUAUUUUGAAAGUGAUUGAUCGCAUGUAACUUGAUGAUCAUGGUAUGCUAAUGAAAUUGAAAAUAAAGUUACCUUUGUUUUUUGUA
Molecule: messenger RNA, 2887 nt
Organism: Pogonomyrmex barbatus (red harvester ant)
Lineage: Eukaryota; Metazoa; Arthropoda; Insecta; Hymenoptera; Formicidae
Gene: Su(var)2-10
Product: E3 SUMO-protein ligase Su(var)2-10
Biological process (GO): protein sumoylation; regulation of transcription by RNA polymerase II
Cellular component (GO): chromatin
Molecular function (GO): zinc ion binding; SUMO ligase activity; transcription coregulator activity
Source: RefSeq, a predicted model, not a curated record